This is a messenger RNA of Megalobrama amblycephala (Wuchang bream), 5955 nucleotides long. Its product is annotated as partitioning defective 3 homolog. The transcript is spliced from 14 exons. NCBI's taxonomy places the organism in Eukaryota, Metazoa, Chordata, Actinopteri, Cypriniformes, Xenocyprididae. Gene Ontology annotation, molecular function: phosphatidylinositol binding; protein binding. The record is from RefSeq and is a predicted model, not a curated record. Gene Ontology annotation, biological process: intracellular protein localization; establishment of cell polarity; cell adhesion. Bases 1 to 2406 code for a protein of 801 amino acids. Gene Ontology annotation, cellular component: cell cortex; apical junction complex; apical plasma membrane.
AUGGCAACUGCUCAUGCACGGGAUGAUGGGAAAGAAGAACAAGAUGAUUUAAUACUGACACCGGAUGGAACAAGAGAGUUUUUGACCUUUGAAAUUCCUCUCAAUGACUCGGGCUCAGCGGGGUUAGGGGUCAGCGUCAAGGGCAACAGAUCUAAAGAGAGCCACGCUGACCUGGGAAUAUUCGUCAAGUCUAUAAUCACUGGAGGAGCCGCCUGCAAGGAUGGGCGGCUGAGGGUAAAUGACCAGCUGAUAGCAGUUAAUGGAGAGUCUCUACUGGAAAAAACGAAUCAGGAAGCGAUGGAGACCCUUCGCAAGUCCAUGUCCAUCGAAGGAAACAAGAGAGGCAUGAUUCAGCUGAUAGUAGCCCGACGGAUCGCAGGGAGAGGAGAGGAGGCUCCGGGUAGCCCGUCUGUGCCUCUGAACUCUCCACAAGACGAAAAUGAGCGACGGAUCUCUCAGUCUCUGUAUCCCGGAGAGAGCCUGAAUGACAACCACACCCCCCGACCCACCAUGAUGGGUAGAAUGAUGGGCAACUACCAGCUGUCCCCCACUGUGAAUAUGCCACAGGAUGACACAGUCAUCAUUGAAGAUGAUAGGCCACCUGUUCUUCCUGCCCGCUUGUCUGACCAAUCAUCAUCUAGCUCCCACGAAGACAUGGGAUUUGUGACAGAAAUGCCAGAAUCCUGGCCCAAAGAUGUCCAGAUACAGGAUGAAAGUACGCUCAGUCCAGACGCAGAUGUGGAUGCCAUGUUUCAGAGGGAAGGCUUUGGCCGGCAGAGCAUGUCAGAAAAGCGGACCAAACAGUAUGGUGAUGCUGCUCAGCUGGAGAUUAUCAAGAGUCGCAAGUCGAAGAGUAUGGACCUAGUAGCCGACGAGUUUAACCUCACUCCCCGAAAAGAGAGGACAGAAGGCAACUCCACGCGAGAUGUGGGACCAUCGUUGGGUUUGAAGAAGUCUAGUUCCUUGGAGAGCCUCCAGACAGCUGUUGCCGAGGUGACGCUCAACGGAGACGUCCCGUUCCACAGGCCUCGCCCCAGAAUCAUCAGGGGAAGGGGCUGCAAUGAGAGCUUCCGGGCGGCCAUCGACAAAUCAUACGACAAGCCAGGUGUGACUGUAGUCAGCCCCGAUGAAGAUGACGAGGGUAUGGAGACAUUGGAAGAAGAUACAGAGGAAAGCUCACGGUCUGGCCGUGACUCUAUUUCCACGGCCACAGACCUCACCCUCCCACCCUCCAACACAGAGAAACAGAUGAAUGGAGGACGCACCAAAGAUGACAAGAAAAAGGAGAAUGGAGGGAAGGACAAGAAAGACAAGAACAAAGCUAAGAAGGGCGUGCUGAAGGGCCUGGGCGACAUGUUCAGGUUUGGCAAAAACCGCAAAGACGAGAGGCAAGGAGACAAGAUGGAGCGGAAGGGGUCAAGCAAGAGCAAGAUGGAGGAAACUCAGGCCACUGAAGAGGAGAUGCAGAGAAUGAGGCUGGAACAGGAGAGAAUUCAAGCUAAGACCAGGGAGCUCAGAGAGCGACAGGCCAGAGAACGAGACUACGCUGAGAUCCAGGACAUCAACCGAACCUUCAGUUCCGACGAGGAGCACACCUACGCGGGGAUCGGCUCUCUGGACUCGUCCCUGGACAGCAGUAUGGAUCUAAGCCAUAACUCUGGUCAAGAGCGUCCGCAGAGCCCCCGGGACCAGUCCCUGCCCUUAGAGGCUCUCUACGCACAGGUCAACAAGCCCCGCAAUGGACGCCCACCCUCUGCAGACAGCAACAGACUGGCGCCUAGCAACCAUGACCGGAUACAUCGGUUACGGCAAGAGUUCCAGCAGGCCAAGCAGGAGGAGGAACCUGACGACCGCCGCCGUUCCUACAGCUUUCAACAGCAACAGUGGGCCAACACGGGUUCUUAUACACCGACGGGACGGCACUCGGUUUCUGUAGAGGUGCAAGUGCAGAAACAGAGAGAGGACAGAGACUCUUUCACUCAAGCCCAGAGGCAAUACAACUCCUUACCGCGACAACCACGCAAAAACCCUAGCACCGUGUCUCAAGACUCUUGGGAUAAAGUCUAUCCUCCUGGCGAGGUCUUUCAGACCGCCAAAGAGAACCCACGCUACUCCAGCUACCAGGGAUCGCGCACUGCCAACGGUUAUCUGGGCGCCGCCACCACGGGCCUGAAUGCUCGUGUACUCCUGGAGACCCAAGAGCUCCUGAGACAGGAACAGAGACGAAAGGAGCAGGAGGCUAAAACCAAGCUACCUACGAUGGAGGAGACACCAACCCCAAGCCAAAUCCCUGUUCCUACACCACCCAAAGGUCCCUACCGACAAGAUGUGCCACCAUCGCCGACCCAACUCGCCCAGCUCAACCGUCUACAGACCCCUGAGAAGGGCCGUCCCUUCUACUCUUGAGACGAGAAAUCAAAACUGUAGGAAAAACUGUAUUACAGCAAUAAUAUUGAAUGGAAAGAGACAGAGCUAUAAAAUGAGGAGACUGAAUGGUCUGAAAUGGUUGGAGAAAUGGAGAAAUAGUUUUUCUGAGGGUUGCCAAUUUUUUUUUUACUCUAGUAUGUACACACUGAAAAUCUUUGUGGAAUAUCUAUCUCCCAUCCCUGCUUUUGACAGAUGCGUAUGUGUUUGUUCUGAAUUCAUUGAUGUUACGGCACUAGGUUCUCUUGUCAAUCACAUGACAGUCGCCCGAGGCUUUGAUACAUGGCUGUUUCCACCAUAUUGUGACCUACAUAUCAUGUUUUUGUCAAGUGUGCUGAGAACUUGUAGGUGGGUGAAUUUCACUACGCCUGUCAGGAACAUGUCUGGGUCAUAUUGCACCACAGAAUCAAAGACAAAUAUAUGCAAUGUUUAGCUUAAAAAAAUUAAGCCUGCUUCUAGCACUAAAAAAAGAUUUUUUUUUUUUUUUCACAGUUUAUAUUUAAAAAAAAAAAAAAUAGAAUAACAAUUUGUCCCUACAACAUAUUAAUUUGUGACUUUUUAAUAAUUUGUUCCCUUGUUUUAGUUAAAUUGUGGACACAUUUUCUUGGUUAAAUUGUGAAAAAAAAGAGGGAACAAAUUAAUAAACUGUAGCAACAAAUUCUUGUUUUUUCCCCCCUGAAUGUCAUGUGCGGGGCGCCAUAUCAUGAAAAAUAAUUUUCCUAAAAAAAUUACAUUACCAUAAUUCAGAAUUUAAUUUUCAUUAGACUAUCAUUAAGGCAAUAUAAGAAUUUUUACUCAAUUAUAAUAAAAAAAAAAUAUUUUUUAUUAAAACUGCAUAAAUUCAGUACAACAAAUUAACUUUAAUAGAUCAAUAUUUUUACAUCAUAGCACUGAGAAUGAGAUUUGUUGUGUUACACUAAUGAGAAUUUUGUAAGUGUACACUAAAAACAUUUUUUCUUUUGUCAAAUCAACUUAGAUAAUUAAUGUGGUUCAGAUAACAAUAUUUUGAGAAUAUUAUGUUGAUUAAACCAAUCACCUUCAUUGUAUUAACUCACAUUUUUAAUUUCAAUGAACUCAAAAUUAAGGCAACCAACUUACUUUUUUAAGUUAAACCAACAAUUCUUUUUAACAGUGUAGGUGUGCUGUAUGUGUUCUUAGUGCGUGUAUUUUAGUCCACGUACUCCAACAGUGUAGCUGAACUCAGCUAAUAGAGUGCAGUAAGGUUAUGACCCCACAACCCUCCAACUCUCUGCUAAGGAAACCCCCAUUAACCCGUCAUACUUCUCAAUUGCUCCUCAUGUGACGCCUUCCAUCUCCACCUACUUUAUAAUUGAUUCUUUUGCUUCUUCUUCCAGUUAGUGGUCUCUGUUCCUCCACUAAUAAGCUAGUAAAUGUACAGCUCUCAGGCUUCUUACUGCAAUUCAUCCAAGACCAGGAAUGAGGGAAUUAAUUAAAACUGGGUACUUUUUAAAAAUAUAUAUUUUUUAAUUUGUUAAAAUACUUUCUGAAGAAUAACAAAUAUGUUUUGGUGCUACUAAUAGAACAGAACUUACAUAUUGCACCUUUAAAGGCAACAUGAAUCAAUGUUAUUGGGUAAGAUUAAACAAUUUUAUCCAUCAGGACUCAGUGGGAAUGUGAACAUUUUCACUGUAUUACAGGAGGUUGGAGGGGAGGGGCUUAAAAAUAAGAGGGAUUGAUGAUGUCAUCCACAAUGGAAAAUCGUUUUUAAAUGCGGAGCAUGUUUUUACAUUUUUAUGAAAGAUUACAAACUUUUGGGGGGGGGUUAUGAAUAACAUACAAAGAUGAAUCUUGCAUAAUAACACCAGGAACAUGUAUUAAGAAAGUAAAUAAUGUGCAUUUUGAAUUCAUGUUGACUUUAAUGCUUCCUAUCAAGAUUGUAUUCUUGUGACUUCCAGGCAGUUUGCUCAUGUAUGUGUAUGUGUGGUCCUAGUUUCAUCAUGGGGACAAAAUGUCCCCACACAAAGAUGGAAAUAUCUGAAAUCUUUGUCCUUGUGGAGACAUUUUUUGGUGCCCACAAGGAGAACAGCUUAAAAAUUCUACUAGGUGAUGUUUUUUGAAAAUGUAAAAAUGCAGAACGUUUUCUGUGAUGGGUAGGUUUAGGAUUAGGAGAUAGAAUAUCCAGUUUGUAUGGUAUAAAAAAAUCAUGUCUAAGGAGAGUCCCCAUGAAACAUGAAAACCCAGUGUGUGUGUGUGUGUGCAUUAGUAUUAGACCCAGUAGGUGUGGGUGUGACUCUGACCUUUGCCUUCUUACAACCUGUCUUUGGUUUCAGUUCUGUUCAGCACUUUAGUUUUUAUCACACAGGUUAAUGGACAGUUUUCUUGUGCACAUGUUCCACUAUAACACAACAAAGCUCAGGUUACAGCUCACGCCGCAGUAGCCACGGAUAGUGUCGAAAACCUGUUUAAAGGAGCAGUUCACCUAGUAAUGAACAUUUUUUCGUCGUCUCUUCUCUCUCAUGUCGUUCCAAACGUGUUUCUUUCUGUGGAAAACAAAAGUGUAGUUCACAAAGCUUGAAACUAUCUUAAUUGUAUAAAAAAAGACAAGAAAGAAGGUAAUUUUUUCAAUUACUAUCCCUUUAAAUCUAGCUGUCUUUUAACUGUUCAUUCAGAAAUCUAAACCACUCUAACAAAUGUCAUGUGGCUUUUGUUUGUGCUCUAUAUAUUUUGGUACUUGUACGUGUGUGGGUUUUGCAUGGGAUUGUGUAUCACCAGUGCCUGUAACAUGACUCUUUUUUUUUUGUCUAUGAACUAUAUCUUGGCAAGAACAUGAAACACUUGGCCACAUUUUUCAGAGCUAAAUCUAAAAGAGCUCAAUAAGCUCUCACAAAAAGGAACGCCAAGCCCAUUGACCAAUGUACUCUCCUCCAAGUCUCUCAAAGUGAGUCCGCCUGGCGUCUCUCUCUGUCUCGCAUCCAUUCAAUUGUGGAAAACAUUCAGUAUAUCUACUCUGUUCCCUGAGCAAAAGUUUGGUACUUCCUCUCAAGAUUGUUAUGGAUUCUGUGGUUCGACAUGAUGUGCUUCUAGUAUUGUAGUUACUAACAGAGAAGACAUUUCCAGAACAGCAGCGUAAUAAUAUUUUUUUUUCUUAUUUUUUUUUUUUUUUCGGUGCUGGCUGCUUAUCUACUAUUUUAUAUCACAUUGUAACUGUAUACAUAAGAUGUUUUCGAUGGGAAGUGCCUGUGAAGAGGGAUGUUUUUGUAUGUUAAAAGUUUAAUGUGUCGACAAAUGCACAUAUUUUUAAAAUGAAAUCAUUAUUAUCUUUUGACUUUCUCUGAUCAUACAGCAUUUGUUUUAAUCUUUAAAAGAAAGCUAAAAGUAAUCUGCACAUUUUAAUGUAUUUGUAUGACAUUUUGUUGUCCACUUCAUAGGUACUAUGGUGUUCGAUUCCUGUAUGCACAGUGAAAAUGGUUUUUACACAAAGUUUUUACCUGAUGUGUCAAAAUGUACACAAAGCUUCUCUGUACAUAUCAAAUCUAUAUUCAAUAAAAAAGUUUCUUCAUUUUGUUUACA